Histoplasma mississippiense is the source of this 186-nucleotide messenger RNA. RefSeq lists its product with no specific name. The transcript has a single exon. Lineage: Eukaryota; Fungi; Ascomycota; Eurotiomycetes; Onygenales; Ajellomycetaceae. The record is from RefSeq and is a predicted model, not a curated record. The coding region runs from base 1 to 186 and encodes 61 amino acids.
AUGGGUGGAGAAACGGGACUUAUCACUGGCGUUUAUUCCGCCCGGAGGACAAUAGGGAAGGACCCUGAGUCAAAGGAGAGGAUCCAGCGUGCGUUUGAGAAACUGAGGGCAGAGAUGCUUCGGCGGCAGGCGGAUGCGCUUGAUGGCGGCCAGUCGGUUUCUGAAAAAGUGGCGGAAAUAUUUUAA